Cucurbitaria berberidis CBS 394.84 is the source of this 1806-nucleotide messenger RNA. RefSeq names its product isocitrate lyase and phosphorylmutase. The record is from RefSeq and is a predicted model, not a curated record. NCBI's taxonomy places the organism in Eukaryota, Fungi, Ascomycota, Dothideomycetes, Pleosporales, Cucurbitariaceae. Gene Ontology annotation, cellular component: mitochondrial matrix. The coding region runs from base 1 to 1806 and encodes 601 amino acids. The transcript has 3 exons. Gene Ontology annotation, molecular function: isocitrate lyase activity; methylisocitrate lyase activity.
AUGCUGCGGACAAUACCACGCUCCGUUGCGCGCCAGAGCCGACCUCUAAGGAUAUCGAACCGGACACCACAGCUCCUCCGCCCACUCUCCACCACCGCAUGUCGCAUGUCGAGCUCGAAGCUCCAGGCUGUAGAUCCUCCAGUGUCGGCAGCGCUACCCGGUGACUCAUUCCAGCUUCUCCCAGAAGCCUCAAAGGCAGGCCAGGCAGAAGAUGCCCUCUUCGACGAACAAGUUCAGGCCGUGAAGGACUGGUGGGCGUCGCCACGGUACCAGGGCAUUAAGCGGCCAUACUCAGCGGAGGAUGUUGUGAGCAAGCGGGGAGCGCUACAGCAAUCAUACCCCAGCUCUCUAAUGGCAAGGAAGCUGUUCAACCUGCUUGAAGAGCGGGCGGCCAAGGGCGAGCCAGUACAUACCAUGGGUGCCAUUGAUCCCAUACAAAUGACCCAACAAGCCCCGAACCAAGAAGUGCUCUACAUCUCGGGAUGGGCAUGCUCGUCUGUCUUGACCACCACGAACGAGGUCUCGGCCGACUUUGGUGACUAUCCCUACAACACUGUACCGAAUCAAGUGCAGCGACUGUUCAAGGCACAGCAGCUUCACGACCGCAAAAACUGGGAUAACAGGAGGAAGCUGUCUUCAGAGGAGCGGGCAAAAACACCAUACGUGGACUACAUGCGACCUAUCAUUGCUGAUGGCGACACUGGCCACGGCGGUCUUUCAGCCGUAAUCAAACUCGCCAAACUCUUUGCUGAAAACGGCGCCGCAGCCGUCCACUUCGAAGACCAACUCCACGGCGGCAAAAAAUGCGGACAUCUCGCAGGGAAGGUCCUCGUCCCCGUCGGCGACCACAUCAACCGCCUCGUAGCCGCACGGUUCCAAUGGGAUACCAUGGGCUGCGAGAACCUUGUCAUCGCGCGCACCGAUUCUGAAAGCGGCAAGCUACUGUCCAGUGCUGUCGAUGUGCGGGAUCAUGAGUUCAUCAAGGGCGUGACAGAGGAGACGGAGCCCCUGGCGGAGACACUACAGAAUAUGGAAGCAGCGGGUGCGCCUGGCAAGGAGAUUGAUCAGUAUGAGGCAGCGUGGGUAAAGAAAAACAAGCUUGUUACUUUUGACGAGGCGGUUGUGCAGCAUCUUGAGAAGGAGAGUGCACCACAAUCGACUAUCGACGAAUACCUCAGCAAAGCACGGGAGAACCCAGACUUGUCCCUCCUCAAACGCCGCGCACUCGCCGCAAACUACACAAAACAGCCCGUCUACUUCAACUGGGAUAUCCCCCGCACACGCGAAGGUUUCUACCACUACAAAGCCGGCGUCGCUGCCGCCACAAAGCGCGGGAAGGAGUACGCUCCCUACGCCGAUCUCCUCUGGGUCGAAACCGGCGAUCCAAAUGUCGAAGCGGCAGCCAAAUUCGCCGGCGAAAUCAGAGCGCUCCAUCCUGGCAAGAAAUUCGUAUACAACCUCUCCCCCAGCUUCAACUGGAUGGGCCAAGGCUUCUCCGAGGAGAAAUUAAAGAGCUUUGUCUGGGAUCUGGCCAAGCACGGCUUCGUCUUCCAGCUCAUUUCCUUGGCUGGUAUCCACUCUACUGCGACCAUCACCUGUGAGCUCUCGCGUGCCUUCAAGGAUGAGGGCAUGCUGGCAUACGUCAAGCUGGUUCAGGCUCGUGAGAAGGAGCUCGGCUGCGAUGUCUUGACACAUCAGAAGUGGAGUGGUGCAGGCUACAUUGAUGGCAUCCUGGGUGCGAUACAGAGCGGUAGCUCGGGCAGCAAGAGUAUGGGAGAGGGAAAUACAGAAACUGGUACGUUCUAG